This is a messenger RNA of Clarias gariepinus (North African catfish), 1942 nucleotides long. It is a transcript of the gene sstr1a, whose product is annotated as somatostatin receptor 1a. The record is from RefSeq and is a predicted model, not a curated record. The transcript has a single exon. Gene Ontology annotation, molecular function: somatostatin receptor activity; neuropeptide binding. Gene Ontology annotation, biological process: cellular response to estradiol stimulus; neuropeptide signaling pathway. Gene Ontology annotation, cellular component: neuron projection; membrane. The coding region runs from base 540 to 1634 and encodes 364 amino acids. Lineage: Eukaryota; Metazoa; Chordata; Actinopteri; Siluriformes; Clariidae.
AAAUGUUAUAUUAAUAGUCUACAUAAGACUCCAAGCAAUACAGAUUUGGCUCUGGGCAAUAGUGAUAAAAAAAAUGUGGGAUACAAUGUAAAACAGUUUGAACACAUUUGCUAUUAAAUGCACUAGUUAGGCUUUUGCAGUAAGAUGCCCUGCGCAGGGAGUGAGCUCUCCAGUUUGAGGUGCAGCUACUAUUUCAAGUGGCAUUAAUUAACCCCAGAAAGCAAUGGGAGGAAAGUUGUCUGACGUCAGAAGUAACGCAUUGUUCUGAGAGAGUCGUUUUCCAAAUCAACGUCAUUUUGCAGCGAGUCACGUCGGGAUCUGAGCCGGUGUGUGUGGGGAGAGAAGAACUCUCUCUGCACGGCGGCGGGUGCUGGGGCUGGUGCGCGCGCGCUGCGGCGAGAGAGGACUACAGUGAAGAUGCGCCUUCUGCACUCAGACACAAUGCGACCAGAGAUGCGCUGAGGUCUUUCCCUCUCUCUGACACACACACGCACGCACACUGCUGUCAUCCGCACCUGGAGACUAUCUUCAGUAUCAGCAUGCUGGACAACAGCACACUGACGCACCUGGAAGACGACUUCUUCUCCAAUUCAUCUGGCAACCAAACGCACGGUGAAGCUCACGGCAGUGCGAUCCUUAUCUCCUUCAUCUACUCUGUCGUGUGCCUGGUCGGACUCUGUGGCAACUCCAUGGUCAUUUAUGUCAUUUUCAGGUAUGCCAAGAUGAAAACUGCUACAAACAUUUACAUUUUGAACUUGGCCAUUGCGGACGAGCUUCUGAUGCUCAGUGUGCCCUUCCUGGUGACAUCCUCGCUGCUUCGCCACUGGCCGUUCGGCUCGUUCUUGUGCCGCCUGGUUUUAAGCGUGGACGCCAUCAAUAUGUUCACCAGCAUCUACUGCUUAACCGUUUUAAGUAUCGACCGGUACAUUGCCGUAGUGCACCCCAUUAAAGCGGCCCGGUAUAGGAGACCUACAAUUGCCAAGAUGGUCAACUUGGGCGUGUGGAUGUUUUCGAUCCUGGUCAUUUUGCCCAUUAUCAUAUUUUCCACUUCCACCCCAAACUCGGACGGCUCGGUCGCCUGUAACAUGCAGAUGCCCGAGCCGCAGCGUCGGUGGAUGGCAGUGUUCGUGAUUUACGCCUUUCUCAUGGGCUUCCUUUUCCCCGUGCUGGCCAUAUGCAUGUGCUACGUCCUGAUCAUAGCGAAGCUAAGAGUGGUGGCACUGAAAGCGGGCUGGCAACAGCGCAAAAAGUCCGAGAGGAAGAUCACGCUGAUGGUCAUGAUGGUUGUCACGGUGUUCGUGAUCUGCUGGAUGCCAUUUCACGUCGUGCAGCUCGUGAACGUGUUCGAGGAGCGCCACAACGCCACGUUCAGUCAGCUGGCAGUGAUUCUGGGUUAUGCCAACAGUUGCGCCAAUCCCAUCCUCUACGGCUUCCUAUCGGACAAUUUCAAACGCUCCUUCCAGAGGAUUUUAUGCCUCAGGUGGGUGGACAGCGCCGCCGAGGAGCCGAUCGAUUACUAUGCCACUGCGCUGAAAAGUCGGGGUUACAGUGUGGACGAGUUUCAGCCCGACAACAUGGAGUCGGACAGCGCGUACAGGAACGGCACGUGCACGUCCAGAACUACAACACUGUAGCAAUUUGGUGACUUGAACGGUUAACACACACACACACACACACACACAAAUGUCGUUGCCAUGGUCAGUGGAAUGUAUGUCGAGUCAAUAUUUGUUUGUUUCUUGGUUUGUUUAUUUUAUUUUGUACAUAUACUGCUUAUCAUGUGUAGGGUUGCUUGGGACGGGAGCCUAUCCCAGGGAACUCAGGGACAAAUUGCAUCCUGGAUGGGGUGCCAACCCAUCACAGGGCACAGGUGCACACACACACGAUCACUCACUACAGGCAAUUUGGGAUCACCAAGCAGCCUACAGCUCAUGCUUUCGGACUG